GGUGCGCCAGAACUACCACCAAGACUAAAGGCCGCCAUCAACCGCCAGAUCAACCUGGAGCUCUACGCCUCCUACGUUUACCUGUCCAUGUCUUACUACUUUGACCGCAAUGAUGUGGCUUUGAAGAACUUUGCCAAAUACCUUCUUCACCAAUCUCAUGAGGAGAGGGAACAUGCUGAGCAACUGAUGAAGCUGCAGAACCAAGGAGGUGGCCAAGUCUUCCUUCAGGAUAUCAAGAAACCAGACUGUGAUGACUGGGAGAGCGGGCUGAAUGCGAUGGAGUGUGCGUUACAUUUGGAAAAAAAUGUGAAUCAGUCACUACUGGAACUGCACAAACUGGCCACUGACAAAAAUGACCUACAUUUGUGUGACUUCAUUGAGACACAUUACCUGAAUGAGCAGGUGAAAGCCAUCAAAGAAUUGGGUGACCACGUAACCAACUUGCGCAAGAUGGGAGCACCCGAAUCUGGCUUGGCAGAAUAUCUCUUUGACAAGCACAUCCUGGGAGACAGUGAUAAUGAAAGCUAAGCCUCAGGCUAAUUUCCUCAUAGCUGUGGGGUGACUUCCCUGGUCACCAAGGCAAUGCAUGCAUGUUGGGGUUUCCUUUACAUUUUCUGUAAGUUGUACCAAAACAUCCACUUAAGUUCUUUGAUUUGUACCAUUCCUUCAAAUAAAGAAAUUUGGUACCAAAAAAAAAAAAA
Messenger RNA from Pongo pygmaeus (Bornean orangutan), 701 nucleotides. Its product is annotated as ferritin heavy chain-like. The record is from RefSeq and is a predicted model, not a curated record. The transcript has a single exon. The coding region runs from base 88 to 528 and encodes 146 amino acids. Lineage: Eukaryota; Metazoa; Chordata; Mammalia; Primates; Hominidae. Gene Ontology annotation, biological process: iron ion transport; intracellular iron ion homeostasis. Gene Ontology annotation, cellular component: cytoplasm. Gene Ontology annotation, molecular function: ferric iron binding; ferrous iron binding.